Molecule: messenger RNA, 3167 nt
Organism: Pyrgilauda ruficollis (rufous-necked snowfinch)
Lineage: Eukaryota; Metazoa; Chordata; Aves; Passeriformes; Passeridae
Gene: CCPG1
Product: cell cycle progression 1
Exons: 10
Coding region: 65-2602 (845 amino acids)
Cellular component (GO): membrane
Source: RefSeq, a predicted model, not a curated record
AGCUGUGAAAUUGUGUGUCUUGCAUAUUAAAAGAGUCUACUUUUACCUGCAGUGUGCUUUGAAAAUGUCUGAAAAUUCCAGUGACAGUGAUUCAUCUUGCGGCUGGACUGUCAUCAAUCACGAGGGUUCUGACAUAGAGACAGUCACCUCAGAAAAUGGAAGCACGAAUGACAACCAUGAGUUUGUUUCAGAAGAAUAUGUUUCUUUGCAAGAAGAGGAGCAGGCAAUUGAUGUGCAAGAUCAGUGCAGCCACGAUGAAGAGAUCCCAGCAGUAGAUAAUACUCUAUCUGGUUUUGUGGAAACUCAGACAGUUCCAGAGGGAAAUAAAGAAAAAGUUCCUGAUGAUGGGUCCUGCAUUGGAACUAUUAGUGAUGAUUCUGACAUCGUUACACUUGAAGCUCCAAAACCAGAAGAAACUCAGAGUCAGGAGGAAGCUCCAGCUGAUGGUGAAGAAGCUCAGAGUUCAGAGGACUUUAACAUGGGUUCCUCCUCUAGCAGUCAAUAUGCAUUUUCCCAUGUAGAAACUGUCACUUGGCUGGAGAAGCUGUGGAAGAUUCCUGGUUGUGUAAGGGGAUGGGGAAAUGAGGUGAAAGAGCAUGUAUCUCGCAGUCUUCCUUUUCAAGUGUUCUCCUCUCAGGCCAGCCCCGAGGAGUCCAGCAGCGAUGAAAGCAGCAGCCGGAGCAGCCCGGCCGUGCGCAAGCGGCGCCCGCGGAAGCGCGGCGUGUCCGGCUCCGAGCCCGAGGGGGCGGCCCCGGCCGAGCCCGAGGCGGAGCCGCCCCGCGACGAGCAGCGCCAGCGCCAGUUCAGCAGCGGCCUCAACAGAUGCAUCAUCCUGGCGCUGGUGAUCGCCAUCAGCAUGGGCUUCGGACACUUCUACGGUAAACCUGAAGGUACAGUGCAGGUCCAGAAACGGCAGCAGCUGGUGACAAAGACACGUGAAAUAAAAGAUCUGAAAGAUGACCUUUACCAGUGCCAACAAGAGCAAGGAGAUCAAGUGCACCACAAAGUGGGGUCACUCAAGGGAGAUCUUGCCACAUGUUUGACCUUUACUGAGGUGGAGAAGAAAUCCUUUGAUUCUCAAAAAAAAAGUCUUGCUGCAGAAAAUCAGCAUCUAAGAGAAUCUCUAGAGAAAGAAGAAAAGGCUUUGGCCUCACUUCAGGAAGAAUUAAGGAAGCUAAGACAACAAAUUAGAAACUUAGAAGAUAAAGGUAGUAGCACUGAAUCUAUUGUAAUAGAAAAUCAGAAACUAAGGGAGCAUUUGGAAGAGGAAAAGCAAAGGAACAGCAAUUUUCUCAGGCAAAAGGAAACACUCUUUGCAGAGGCACAGAUGCUCAGGCGAGAACUGGACAAAGAACGUCAUGUUACAGAAGCUCUGAAAAAGGAACUAGAACAGUUAAGUUCUCGUCAUACACCUGACAGUGCUGCUGAUGAUGAUGAUGAGACAUUAAGAGAAAAUCAAGAAAUAGAAACUCUGCGAGGAAGACUGGCAGAACUAGAAAAGAAGCUAAACUUUGAGCAACAACGCUCUGACUUAUGGGAGAAGCUGUAUGUUGAAGCAAAAGACCAAUCUGAAAAACAAGAAAUUAAUGAAAAUGGACAAAAGAAAAGUGCUAAAGGGCAAAGUAAGAGUAGAAAGAAAUCAAAGGAGACGUUUUUUGGUUCAGUUAAAGAAACUUUUGAUGCAAUGAAAAAUUCCACAAAAGAGUUUGUAAGACACCAUAAAGAAAAGAUUAAGCAGGCUAAAGAAGCAGUGAAAGAAAACUUGAAAAAAUUCUCUGAUUCUGUAAAGUCUACAUUCAGACACUUCAAAGAUACCACAAAAAACAUCUUUGAUGAAAAAGAGAAGUCAUCAAGCGAUAAAAGAUAUGAGGCAAACAAGAAAGCUCGAACUUUUUACCGAGACCAUAACUCCUAUGAGAAUCUGAAGCACAUGCAUUACAGGGGACCUCACAUGCCAAAAGAAUCCAGAAAUGGAAGGAAACAUCAUUUUACAACAUAUGAAAAAGAUUCAGAUUCCCAGAAAUGUCUCAAUGAUCAUUUGUGUAAUAGGAAACAUCAGUUUGCCCUAAAGGGCUGCUCUGGUAUUUUUGAAUGUGCUCAUCAAGAAUUCAUUAGUCUCUUUAACAGAGUUUCGGAUCCCAUCAGGGUGGAUGAAUUUAAUCGGCUAAUGAGAAAGUAUUUGCAGCAAGUUGUACAUAACUUUCAUCACUGGAGAGAACUAGAAAAUUUCAUCAAUAAGUUUUUUCAUAAUGGAUUGUUUAUACAUGACCAGAUGCUGUUCACUGAUUUUGUUAAUGAUGUCAAGGAUUACCUGGAAGAUAUGAAGGAAUACCAAAGUAAUAAUGAGAAGGUUUUUGAGGAUUUGGACAAAUACGUCUACAGAUACUACUUCCAUUAUGAUAAUUCACCCCAGUAUGGACCCAGUCGACCUAAAAGACCUUUUACACAAAGUGAAAAUUCCAGACAUGAAAAACAAGCUCAGAAGUACCAACACCGUAAUAAAAGAGAAGGUAAAUGGCAUAAACAUGGUCGCACUAAUGGAAGACACAUGGCAAAUCUUGAAAUAGAAUUGGGGCAACUACCCUUCGAUCCAAAAUACUGAGUAAUUUAUUGUAAAAAUUAAGAUUAAAAUUCACAUGCUCUCUGGAAACUAAUUGUUUUUCAACAAAGCAGCAAAAUGCAAGGGUUUUUUUUCUGAAUAAUUUGAUUUUUACACAUUUUUGUUAACAGGCAGAAGUCAGGCUUUCUGAUUUGCAUAUUCUGUACCGUUGCUUUAACUGUCCUUUGGAAGUAAAGAUAGUUUGGGUGCCAGCAGUAUUGUUGCAGAAACUAGGCAUGCCAUGACCUGUGUAUGAAAAAAUGCUUAAUUGCAUUCCAUUAGUGUAGUUAAAGCUUGAGCCAUGCAUAAUGUACCAACUACUAACUCCAAUGUUUGAUAUACUAACUUCAUCUCAUCCUUCAAAAAAUAGAUCAACAUUGUGGUAAUGUAUUUGUUAGUGUUUUGUAACCUUAUAUUUGCUUCCUGUCUUUGGGGGGGUUCAAAAGCCUGUUGAAUUGUGAAGAAUUUGCUGUGCUGCAUUCUAAUCAGCGUGCUGAUUUAAACACUUGAAAUGUCUUGCAUAUCUGCAUAUUGUAGAAGAAAAAUAAAAGAGACAUUGUGGGUAAAA